This is a messenger RNA of Nerophis lumbriciformis (worm pipefish), 882 nucleotides long. The record is from RefSeq and is a predicted model, not a curated record. NCBI's taxonomy places the organism in Eukaryota, Metazoa, Chordata, Actinopteri, Syngnathiformes, Syngnathidae.
AUGACCGAACCCGAACCCAACAGCACUCCGCUUUCCGAACCCGUUGAAGAGAAGCCACAAGUGGAGAGGAAAGUUUUAGCUAAUUUGGUGCAAGGGAGAGUCAAGUGGUUCAACGUCCGGAACGGAUACGGCUUCAUAAAACGAAAUGACACCGAAGAAGAUGUGUUUGUACAUCAGACUGCCAUCAAGAAAAACAACCCGAGGAAGUUCCUCCGAAGCGUCGGCGAUGGCGAAGUGGUAGAGUUCGACGUCAUCGAAGCGGUCAAGGGUUCGGAAGCGGCUAACGUAACCGGGCCUGGCGGAGUACCCGUCAAAGGCAGUCGCUACGCACCCAACAAGCGGCGUUUCCGACAGCGGUUCAUCCCAGCCCCUGCCGAAGACCAACCGCCCGGCGGUGACGACGAUGAGAAACGCGCCGACAACACCGAACCGCGGCAGCAGCGCCAGAGGCCUCGCCGACCCCGGCCGGAACCGCAAAAAGAUGAAGAUGGCAAGCCAAAAGACCCAGAAAGCGAUCAAACGGCAAGACGGCCGCGACGUGGGUUCUGGUGGCUGAAUCGCAGACCAAUCCGUCGGUGGCCUGCUUCGGACGUGAAGAGGGAAGAGAAGCAGGAGACAAGUGUGCCGGAGAAGCAGCAGGAAUCGUCAGAAAACGACGACUCCUCCAAGCAGCAGCGGCGGCGCCAACGUGGACGCCGCCGGCAGAAGAACUCUGAGUCGGGAGUCUCCAAAAAUGGUACUGAGAAACCCGCCUCGGAAUCCGUUGCGCCUACUCAGGCAUCCAAGGCCGACGAGAAAGCCAAAUCCCCAGAGCGCUCUGUUAAAAGCUCACCCAAAUCAACACAGACUCUCGACACAAGCCUCCCCGCACCGACGGAGUGA